This is a messenger RNA of Papilio xuthus (Asian swallowtail), 1091 nucleotides long. RefSeq lists its product as uncharacterized. Gene Ontology annotation, molecular function: outward rectifier potassium channel activity; potassium ion leak channel activity. The record is from RefSeq and is a predicted model, not a curated record. Gene Ontology annotation, cellular component: plasma membrane. The coding region runs from base 303 to 1091 and encodes 262 amino acids. NCBI's taxonomy places the organism in Eukaryota, Metazoa, Arthropoda, Insecta, Lepidoptera, Papilionidae. The transcript is spliced from 7 exons. Gene Ontology annotation, biological process: potassium ion transmembrane transport; stabilization of membrane potential.
CGCUUUAUAAGAAAUCGAGAAAUGACAGAGAUGAAGCUAAAAUAUUAGCUAUAAAUUUUGAUAGUUCAGUAGAUCUAUGUGGCGAUGCUAUUUAUGUCAAUAGAAAUGUGAAUACAAAAAGUGAUUUAAAUUUAACAAAUGAUUAUAAAUUAAGUUAUAAUAAAAUAAACGUGCUGCCUGGUGAAUGUGAACAUUAUGACACACGUCUAACAUCCCAUAAUAUAAAUAAAAAAAAUAAUAGCAAACAUAUUUCGUAUGAAGACAAUUUUAAAAAAGACUAUCAAAAGGGUGCAUAUAGGAAAAUGUCUGAAAUAGAAAGUGAACGUAAUAUUGAUGGUAGAAAACAAAUGAAAGAUGAUAAGCAAAUAGUUUUACAUAAGGUUUCGGAUGCUUGGCUAAGAGUUUACCCAGCCCCAAAGAAAAUAGAUGAAGGUCUCUGUUCAAUAGUAAUCAGAUGUAUAUUUUGUCAACUUGGAUUAACCGCUGUCCUCGUUGUAUGGAAUGUUAUCUGGGUGUUUAUUAUACAUUCCUUUGAAGGUCCUCAAGAAGUUAAAGUAUCGUUAGAUUUUGAAAAGGAACAAAAUCAGCUGGUCAUUGAUUUGGCAACGGAAUUAAGACAGAUAACACCUCUGUCAUCAAAAUGGCGUGAAGCAAUUGAACAAAGAAUCAACGAUGCCAGGCAGCUGACGAUGCUCGCAGUAGGAAAUGGAGCUAAAUUGCAACCGGGAUUAUUUUGGGAUUUACCCGGCACAUUUUUAUUCUCAAUCUACGUAAUGACAGCUUUAGGAUUCGGGGCUCCUGUACCUCAUACAACUUGGGGAAGAAUGUCAGCUUUAAUUUAUGCGAUUAUUGCGGUUCCCACGCACAUUUACUUAAAAAGUACUAGUACGUCUAAUAACUCAAAUACAUUGGAAAAACCAAUCUGCCGUAAAUUUGUAAAGCUUAAGUACAGUACCAAAAGCAAAGCUGCAAAGCUACAAGAUUUUAAUAUUCUAGUUGGGGCGAUACCAAUUUCGUGGUUUACAAAAGCAAAGCUCAAGCGAGCAUAUUUAACGCCCGAAAUAGCUAGUUAUUUAGAUUACUACUUUUAA